Messenger RNA from Drosophila busckii, 1590 nucleotides. RefSeq names its product phosphatidate cytidylyltransferase, photoreceptor-specific (gene Cds). The coding region runs from base 1 to 1332 and encodes 443 amino acids. Gene Ontology annotation, cellular component: endoplasmic reticulum membrane. Lineage: Eukaryota; Metazoa; Arthropoda; Insecta; Diptera; Drosophilidae. The record is from RefSeq and is a predicted model, not a curated record. The transcript has 6 exons. Gene Ontology annotation, molecular function: phosphatidate cytidylyltransferase activity.
AUGGCCGAAGUACGACGUAGAAAGCCCGAAAAUGAGGCAGAAGAGAUUGGUGUAGCUGCGGGUGCUGCAGGUUCUACGGGUGCAGAUUCCUCCGACCAUGUUGAUUCAGAGGAGGAAAAAAUUCCAGAGGAGAAAUUUGUCGAAGAGCUGGCCAAAAAUUUACCCCAAGGCACUGACAAAACACCAGAAAUUUUGGACUCGGCUCUCAAGGACUUGCCCGAUCGAUGGAAGAACUGGGUCAUUCGCGGCAUUUUCACAUGGAUUAUGAUAUGUGGCUUUGCAUUAAUCAUCUAUGGCGGUCCACUAGCCUUGAUGAUAACGACACUGUUGGUGCAGGUGAAGUGUUUUCAAGAGAUUAUCUCGAUUGGCUAUCAAGUGUAUCGCAUACAUGGACUGCCCUGGUUCCGUAGCCUCUCCUGGUAUUUUCUGCUUACAUCCAAUUAUUUCUUUUAUGGCGAAAAUCUAGUAGACUACUUUGGAGUGGUUAUUAAUCGUGUGGAAUAUCUCAAGUUUUUGGUAACCUAUCAUCGUUUUCUGUCCUUUGCGCUAUACAUUGUGGGCUUUGUUUGGUUUGUGCUGUCGCUGGUAAAGAAAUAUUACAUCAAGCAGUUUAGUCUAUUCGCCUGGACACACGUCUCGCUGCUAAUUGUCGUCACGCAGAGCUACCUAAUCAUACAGAACAUAUUCGAAGGCCUUAUAUGGUUCAUAGUACCCGUGUCGAUGAUAGUAUGCAAUGAUGUCAUGGCGUAUGUGUUUGGUUUCUUCUUUGGACGUACACCCCUCAUCAAGCUAAGUCCGAAAAAGACCUGGGAGGGCUUCAUUGGUGGUGGCUUUGCCACUGUGCUCUUUGGCAUACUCUUCUCGUACUUUUUAUGCAACUAUCAGUACUUUAUAUGCCCCAUACAGUAUUCGGAGGAAUUGGGUCGCAUGACAAUGUCCUGUGUGCCCAGCUAUCUAUUUACGCCGCAGGAAUAUAGCCUUAAAUUGUUUGGCAUUGGCAAGACCUUAAAUGUUUAUCCAUUUAUCUGGCAUUCGAUAUCGCUGAGUCUGUUUAGCUCCAUCAUUGGUCCCUUUGGUGGUUUCUUUGCGUCGGGCUUCAAGCGCGCAUUUAAGAUUAAGGACUUUGGCGACAUGAUACCUGGACACGGUGGCAUAAUGGAUCGCUUCGACUGUCAGUUCUUGAUGGCUACGUUUGUUAACGUUUAUAUCUCCAGCUUUAUACGAACUCCAUCACCAGCCAAACUCUUGACGCAGAUAUAUAAUCUAAAGCCCGAUCAGCAAUACCAAAUUUAUCAGUCAUUGAAGGAUUCACUUGGCGAUUUGCUGAACUAAAUCCCCACACAUACAAAACUUAACUAACUCUAGACAACAACAAUAGUUUGCUUUAUUGAUUACUUCUCUAUAUAUGAAUGUUUAAGGCGGUCGAAAAGAAAUAUAUACACACAUGUAUAUGCGCAUAUACGACCUAGAUCCACUCGGAACAAGUACACUAUAUAUAUGUAUAUGAAACUAUUAGCUGACAUAAUUGUAGUUAAUUUUUGAGCAUAAUUUUUUGUUAUGUUUUAUUUUUUAGUUAGACAUUUAUUAGUA